Messenger RNA from Prunus mume (Japanese apricot), 1111 nucleotides. Its product is annotated as NDR1/HIN1-like protein 13. Gene Ontology annotation, biological process: defense response to other organism. Gene Ontology annotation, cellular component: plasma membrane. Lineage: Eukaryota; Viridiplantae; Streptophyta; Magnoliopsida; Rosales; Rosaceae. The record is from RefSeq and is a predicted model, not a curated record.
GAAAAUACAUCAAAGCUCAUCUUACUCUCUCUCCUCGCUCUCUCUGGCCUGCUUGCUUCAUUUGUCAGACAAAAAUCUCCGCCCACCUCUCACUCUCUGUAGUUCGUUUCAAUUUCACUGCAGCCCCAAAUGGCCGACCGAGUCCACCCGCGCGACUCGCCCUUUCACACCGAAACGACGCCGUUGUCCUUAUCAAGGCCAUCCCCGCCAGACUCCGAGAAGCCCGUCCCUCCGCCGGGCACCUACGUCAUCCAGAUCCCGAAGGACCAGGUCUACCGGGUCCCGCCGCCGGAGAAUGCCAGCCGCUACCAGAGCUACACUCACCGGAAGCCUCGCCGGAGCUCCUGCCACUGCUGCUGCUGCUGGUUCCUCGGCCUCCUCGCCGCCAUCGUCUUCCUCUCCGCGGCCGCCGCCGGCAUCUUCUACCUCGUCGUCCGCCCCGAGGCCCCCAACUACUCCGUUGAGAGCAUCGCAUUCAAAGGCUUCAACCUCACAACGACGUCGUCCCUGCCGUCCGCCAUCUCGCCGGAGAUCCACGUCACCGUCCGGGCCCAGAACCCUAACAAGAAGAUCGGGAUCUACUACGAGAGAGAGAGCUCCGUCAAGCUCUUUUACUCCGACAUCAAACUGUGUGACGGCGUUCUGCCGGCGUUUUACCAGCCGUCAAAGAACGUAACAGAGUUUCGAACGGCGUUAACGGGGUCCGGGAUCGAACUGACGAGCGCAGUGCACAAGGGCUUAGUGGAUGCGCAGAAGCAAGGGAAGGUGCCGUUAGAUCUGGACCUGAGAGCGCCCGUUAGAAUUAAAGUGGGGCCCAUUAAGACGUGGACGAUUACCGUCAAGGUUGCCUGUCACUUAACUGUCAAUAGACUGACAGCAGACGCCAGCAUUGUGUCUAGGGACUGUGAUUACGGCGUGGAUCCUUGGUAGAAUAAUGGAAUAUGCUUAGUUUUGUUAUGCGCUUUAAUUUUUGUUUUAGAAUUAGACAAUUUGUUCUUCUUUUUGGUGUGAAUUUAGACGAUACGAUUUGAUUCAUACAAUUAUUUAUUGGAGAUACUUACAAUGAUUUACACACGAUAAUAUUUUAUUUUGUGAGAUAAUGAUUAGAAAA